Molecule: messenger RNA, 1524 nt
Organism: Mytilinidion resinicola
Lineage: Eukaryota; Fungi; Ascomycota; Dothideomycetes; Mytilinidiales; Mytilinidiaceae
Exons: 4
Coding region: 1-1524 (507 amino acids)
Cellular component (GO): membrane
Molecular function (GO): oligopeptide transmembrane transporter activity
Source: RefSeq, a predicted model, not a curated record
AUGCCUGAUGCUGAGAAUGAGGCUGGGCUGACCCCAUCCGAACGAAGCUGUGAAGAAAACGGCACCCACUCACCGCCGACGCAACCAACGGCAGAACGGCACAACGAACAGACCUUUUCACUCAGAGGAAUACUCGCAGGACUCUUCAUUGGGACCCUCAUAUGCUUUGCUAGUCUGUACUAUGGGCUUCAGGCUGGGCAGACCAACUCGAUGCCAUUACCUUCAGUCCUUCUCGCUCACGCCGUGUUUAAGCCUUUCGCAAGAUACUUGCAUAGACCAUUCAACCCCAGCGAAAAUGUGCUGGUCAUGAUGAUUGCUGCCUCAAUGGGUGUGGCUGCGGUCAUUGGCGUGCUGCACACGAGGCCAAGUAUCACGGAGAAUAUUUCGAAGCAGCACAGCAGCCAUCAUGGUUCUAUACGCACAGAAGACGCGGAUUCGCGAAGCCUUCCACCGUUCCUACCGGAAAGUUCAAAUGGUGUAAACGUGGACUCUGGAGACUCUGUGCUCCACAGUGGUAAUACGCGCUCGGAAGAAUCAGAAAAUUCGAAUAUCGAUAAUCGGUCAAAUCCCAGGAUGUAUUCUGGACUUGUGUCUUUCAUCAUCUCAGGAUUGACAGCGUUACUCACGUAUUUUGUUCCAGAUCUUCAAACCUUGCCCAUUUUCGGAACAAAGAUAGCUCGAAUGUGGGCUUGGUCUGUCGAUAUUUCUCCUGCAUACUUGGGCUUUGGGAUGAUAAUGCAUCCCUUGACAACCGCUCACAUGCUUUUGGGCGCCGUCAUCGGCUGGGCCUUUCUGUCUCCCCUUGCUAAAUCCAAGGGUUGGGCGUCAGGUCGCGUUGAGGACUGGGACGAUGGUAGUCAAGGAUGGAAUAUCUGGGUAGCGCUAGGAGUGAUACUGGGUGACACCCUCAUUGGUAUCGUCUGGGUUAUUUUUGGCCUCUUAAGAGACGGUGACUAUGGAGGGGGACUAUUUGAGCAGCUUCGAUCUAGAUUCACACAAGCACACUCGAAGGCCAAAGCUGCGUCGUUUUCGCUUUUCGGAGCUAGAAAUCGGCAUUCAACACCAGACGAACGAACAUUGCUUUUGCCACCUGAUUUAGACUCCUUACACAAGCUGCACGCCAAUGAUCGCAAUAGCUCAGCGGACGACGCGCUGUCUAACAUAAGUGCCGUCUUAUGGCUUGUGGGAGUGACGGUAUUGUGCGUUCUCAUCGCGUGGUAUCUAUUCGGGGAUCUACUACCCAUCUGGGAAAUCAGCCUUUCCAUUAUCCUGAUUUUUCCUUUGGGAAUUGCAAGCAUCCGCUCAAUGGGAGAGACGGAUAAUGCAUUAGCAUCUAUCCUCGGCAAGAUUCCCCAGUUUCUCUUCGCGGUGUUCAUCCCGAAAUCGAACCCUAAUGCUACCAUCAUCAGCCUGUUGGUUGGUGGUAUUGCCGAAGCGGGUCCAUAUCAGUCCAGCGACGUGAUGGAGCAUCUAAAAACAGGUCAUCUGGUCGGUGCCUCCCCGAAGAGCCUCUUCUACGGCUAG